Messenger RNA from Wyeomyia smithii (pitcher-plant mosquito), 1682 nucleotides. RefSeq names its product cellular tumor antigen p53-like. Gene Ontology annotation, biological process: apoptotic process; regulation of transcription by RNA polymerase II. Gene Ontology annotation, cellular component: nucleus. Gene Ontology annotation, molecular function: DNA-binding transcription factor activity, RNA polymerase II-specific; RNA polymerase II cis-regulatory region sequence-specific DNA binding. The coding region runs from base 259 to 1524 and encodes 421 amino acids. NCBI's taxonomy places the organism in Eukaryota, Metazoa, Arthropoda, Insecta, Diptera, Culicidae. The transcript is spliced from 5 exons. The record is from RefSeq and is a predicted model, not a curated record.
UCUGUCCGCUUGUGCAGUCUUGCGAAAUACUUUCGCUGUGUCUCCAGUGUCUUAGCGAGCACCUAGGCAACCGUGCUACUAAUUGAAGAAAAAAUCGCUCUGUUUUAUUGUUGUCUGAGGUAUAGAACGGCAAAAAAGCCGGUCCGAUACCAAAAGUGUCAUCACACGGAAAAAGAAAAGUUAAAACAGCGACGCAAGGACGCUGUAAUUUGGUACUGCCAGCAGAAGACGCUCCUCGAAAACAAACCCAAUCUAAAAAUGGUUGACGCUCAAGAGUUGAACGGCGAGUACAAUGAAGAAAUUGACAGAGUACACAGUGACGAGGAAAUGUUCCCAUUGACUGGGAAUUCACAGCAAUACGAGUUAAAAGAUUUAGAUAGUCAGACCAUGCAACUAUUCAACAGCCAAACGUACGCGGACGAUGCAAAACGGGUUCUAAACAACAACGAUUUUGCCACACACUCCGAGGGUUUUGAGCUGCCAGUUUCGUCGAAAAACAUUGACAAUUUGGGUCCGGGGCAAACAAUCGAGUUAGAAGUAUACACAGCCCGUGUGAAUAACAAAUCACUUUCGCCAACUCUGGACCAUAUGAAGCUGUUUCCGUCAUUGGACCCAAUGCUCUUGCCAUGGAUCAACUUCCAGGUGAGUCUACCAAGCGAUACAAGUGAUAAAACCAGUUGGAUGUAUUCCAAAAAAUUGGGCAAACUUUUCGUGAAAAAGGGAAACACAUGCACAUUCAAUGUUUCUCUAGCUGCGGCCCCAGAUACACCGACGAUUGUUCGUGCCAUGGUGGUAUGCUCGGCACCAGAGGAUUUGCACCAUCCAGUUAGCCGUUGUGACGAUCAUCGUUGCAGUGACAAUCAAGAAAUAGCGGACGACAUAAAAAUGCACGUGGCGCGUUGUAAAAACGAGCAGGUCACCUACGUCGGUGUAAAAGAUGGGAAAGUUUUCGAGGAACGUCUUGCAAUUUUGGUGCCAAUGGGACUCUCGAGCAAAGCUGGAAUCACACUUGAGUUUGUAUGUCAAAACUCCUGUCGCACCAUUAAUCGUCGUGCUACCGCUUUAGUUUUCACACUAGAAAGUGAAUCUGGUCACAUUCUCGGCCGUCAAACGUUUCAAAUUAAGAUCUGUACCAACAUCAAACGUGACAAACAGAACGAGGAGAAUGCAACAUUGGAGGAAAGUAUACGAAAGCGCAAAGCAGCGCAACCUUUGAGCAAUAAGCGCACCAAGAAACGGGCACGUUACGGCCAAUAUCAACAUAACGGUGGUAACGUUCACAUUAAAGAAGAACCGGGUACAAGAUUAAACGAUAUCGAUCCAGUCACGGUUCAAAUCACACUACCAAACCGUCGAAUGGCCAAACGCUUAGUCGAAAACGCAAUCGGCCUUGUCUCAGCGGCGAUCGUUCGGUCAUCCAGCGAAACCGUACGAAGCCAGUUAAUGCAGUAUGUACAUGACAUCAGACGUAGUAAAUCUAACUACGGAAUGGCCAACAGUCAAACCAGUGUGGACAGUGAUUGAUGAGGGAGAAUUUUAUUGGAAUGAUACUAAUUUAUGCUAUUUUUAGAAAGUAUGAUUAUUAAGUUUAGCAUUUUAAGUUUUACAUUUAAAAAAUAACAGAACUACCUGAUAACUACUUAUAUUUUAAUAAAGGACAAAAAGUGAUGAUUAUUAAAUAA